Cebus imitator (Panamanian white-faced capuchin) is the source of this 3469-nucleotide messenger RNA. RefSeq names its product TAFA chemokine like family member 4 (gene TAFA4). The record is from RefSeq and is a predicted model, not a curated record. Lineage: Eukaryota; Metazoa; Chordata; Mammalia; Primates; Cebidae. Gene Ontology annotation, biological process: phagocytosis; macrophage chemotaxis. Gene Ontology annotation, molecular function: receptor ligand activity. The transcript is spliced from 6 exons. The coding region runs from base 425 to 832 and encodes 135 amino acids.
GCCCUGCCAAUCAGCGCGGCCCGCGGCGGGCCCGGCCCCUCCUGGCCAGCGCGCUAGCUGGGCUUGGCUCUGCUCUGCUAGCAGCGCGCAGCCCUGGACGUGGCGCGCCGACUGCGCGCGCGGCUGCUGUCGAACGUCGGGAGUCCAGCAUCAGCCGCCUCUUCGCAGUCACUGCUUCUUCCGCGGCACCUUCGGGCUUCUCUUGGGAGAGGCGUGGGAACUUUCCUUUUGGAGACGCUGCGGAGGUGAUGGGCCGCUCCCGGCGGGGCCCGCGGGAAGGCGGCAAGGUCUUCUAAGCUAUGAUAAUUUUUUGGAACGGCAGAAAUGAUUAGUUCUAGCUACAGAUGGGAAUUUGGAGUCACUCUGAAAUACAUCCUGGAAUAAUUGUGUUUGACUGGAACCAAAUCUUACGAAGUCUCCAAGGAUGAGAGUCUGUGCUAAGUCAGUGUUGCUGCCGCACUGGCUCUUUCUAGCCUACGUGUUAAUGGUGUGCUGUAAGCUGAUGUCUGCCUCAAGCCAGCACCUCCGGGGACAUACAGGCCACCACCAAAUCAAGCAAGGGACCUGUGAGGUGGUCGCCGUGCACAGGUGCUGCAAUAAGAACCGCAUAGAAGAGAGGUCUCAAACGGUCAAGUGCUCUUGUUUCCCGGGACAGGUGGCAGGCACAACUCGAGCUCAGCCUUCUUGUGUUGAAGCUUCCAUCGUGAUUCAGAAAUGGUGGUGUCACAUGAAUCCCUGUUUGGAAGGAGAGGAUUGUAAAGUGCUGCCAGAUUACUCAGGUUGGUCCUGUAGCAGUGGCAAUAAAGUCAAAACUACGAAGGUAACACGGUAGCAAAGAGAGAGGUGUGCUUCAUUCCUGGAGGGGCAGCAGGAUGCAGAUCUCAUUUGCUGAAAUUCCCAUCCUGGCCACUUUGCAGAAAAUUGUCUUGGAUUUCAGCAACUUCAUAUUUGUAUAUGUGUGCUGUGAGAAGUGGCAUUCACUUAACUGGCCCAGCCCUCUCUGCUUUGUGAUUUUAUUUCAUUGAAUAUAACUGCAAGCCACCAUUCGUUUGACAUCCUAUCUGGAUUCCCAACGAACAUACCUCCAAAAUCCUAGAAGAGCAAAUCAGAGUUUUCAAAAUACAUCACGACUACGAACACCUUCGGUCUUUACUUUCAUUUAUACUUUCUUUCUACCUUUACAAAAGAACUUGGAUGUAUGUUUCAAAAGAUCCUGUUCUGUUCCUCUUUUGACUUUUCCUUUUGCUUUUGUAUUUAGUGGUUUUAAAGGGGUCUAAAUAAAAGAUUUUUAGCAAAUAUAUUUGCAGAUGUAGAUUAACUGGCGAAGAAAACUACUGGUAGAGAUCAAGUGAUUAACUGGUAAAAAGAACAUUUAUUUUAUAAACCCUUGACAAUAGAAGGACAAGUUGGAAUGUUGGGUGUGCAUUGUAUUUUUUACUUUUGAUAAUUUUUUGCAUUUUGCUUUCCAUUGUCAGGUUAGCAGAGAUAAAAUGAGAGUGUUUUAACUUCAAUGCAACAUUUUACUGAGUGCUAAGGAAGCAUAUCAAUUCCAAUAUUUUAUAACCAAAGCUCUAUCAGAACAUAUUUAUAAAAUGUGUUGAAGUUUUUAUGGCUUUUGUGUAGUCAUGAAGAUAAAUCAUUUAAAAUAUAAAACAAUCUAAAUUUAGAUCAAGGGUGAUUUCUUAGAUCAAAUUUAUGCCAAUUCUAUGAAAAUAUUUUGUUACCUCCCAAAGAGGAGUCUUUCAGUGCUGAAUUUUUAGACAGUAAAUGAGUUGUUCUUAACUUAGCUGUUUCCCUACUUGUUAGCCAUCUUAUUUCUUUGAAACCUGAGUCUUGAAUGGCUUAAUGAUUUUUCAGCAGACAUGUCUCCACAUAUUCACAGAUGCUGUCAUGCAGAAACGUAUGAAACAGAUGAAGAACGACUAACCCAGAUUUUAAAUGUAUAAUAUUAUUAAAAUACUAGAAAAGUAUGGGGUGAAUUUUGUAUAUUAAGAAAUGCCAAAAACAUAGUUUCUGCACCAAGUUAGUUAAUUAUCCCUGUCCUUUCACAUUUUGGGGUGAAAGUAAAUCAAUACUUCAAUGUCGUUUAUAGCAUAACAGUUACCUGAUUUUAUUCUUGCAGAAAGAAUGAUUUGUUUGCUAAAUUUUUGCCUAGAUGCUUACUAAAUUUGUUAUGAUCAUAUGAAUAAGUAAAAAAAUUCAUCCUGCUUAUGGCAUACAUGUUUUUGUGGUUAUAUAUGCCUUAAGACUGUUAACAUUCUACCUAGGCUUGCACAUUUUAAAUGUGAAAAACUCCUUUUAAAAAUAACUUUAAAAAUAACAUUUAACUUUGGGGAUGUGAACUAUAUAGUAAAGUUGCCAUAUGUAUUUGAGUGGCUUCAUUUCUUCUCCCAAGGUUAUUUACCACCAACCUUAGGCACACUCAUUUAGUAUUGAGUUAAAAUAUAUCUAAGGCGAUUUUAUGGUACAUGGAACAGUAACUUAAUUUUUUAGCCCAUGUGUCUGAUCUUGUACCCCAAAUAAGAUCAAGUAACAAUGAUACUACUUCACCUUAAGGUACAUCCCUGGCGAGUAAACCACUUCCAGGGAAUCAGUGGUCCAUUGGGGAAAAUGGCAGCCUCUUUAAGCCUUUCUCCACAGCCUAAAGCUUGAGGCAGCUCUGGAAAGGGUGAGCUGGCUGUUUCCUCACUGCUAGCUCUGGACAUAAAAUCACUUUCCUUUUACUUCAUCUUGUUAUUGGUUUUACAAGUGGUGAGCAGAUAAGCCUGUACUUGAUUAUAAGAGCAGAUACAAUCUAGCAUAUGUUAUGUGGAUUUCCAAGGUUGCUUAAGUAUACAGAUGUGGCAACAUUGAGCCUAUGUUCUCUCACAUCGACCCUGUUGGAUGCAGAGGAGAAACUGUCCCUUUUAUAGGGCUAUAUAUACUCCCUCAUCUACCACCAUCACUACGUGGCCAGCUUCUUUUAUUUGAAUUUUUGCAAGAACCUGUUGGUAUGUAUACAAGAUUGAGCAUUAACUCUUGAAAGUGGCAAUGGAAACACCAUACCAAAAAUGCCUAUUUCACAGAUAAAUUGGAAAAUGCUUCUGUACAAAAUUCUUUGUGCACUAUUAGGGACCCACCGACCAAGGAUAAAUCCAACGCUAGUCUGAUGACGAACUUCACCAUUUAGUAAAGCAGUCUAGCCUGAACAAACUGGCAUAAUAUCUUCAUAUAACCUAAGUACAUCCUCCCAUAAACUUUAAGACAUCUCUAGGUUACUUAUAAUACCGAAUACAAUGCACAUGCUAUAUAAAUGGUCAUUAUACUGUAUUUAGGGAAUAAUGACAGGAAAAAAGGUCUGUACAUGUUCAGUAUAGACACAGCCACCUUUAUUUCCCCUUGAGUAUUUUUGAUCCACAAUUGGUUGAAUUUACAAAUGCCCAUGGACUGUAAUAAGCUCCUAAUAAAGUUGUGCAUCAUUUAUGAAUAA